Molecule: messenger RNA, 593 nt
Organism: Argentina anserina (silverweed cinquefoil)
Lineage: Eukaryota; Viridiplantae; Streptophyta; Magnoliopsida; Rosales; Rosaceae
Exons: 4
Coding region: 1-381 (126 amino acids)
Molecular function (GO): electron transfer activity
Source: RefSeq, a predicted model, not a curated record
AUGCCGUUAAGGCGCCUUGAUCAGGGUCGUGACAUUGUUGGUGGUUCAGACUGGCAUUAUGGUUUCAACUACGCAAAUUGGUCUUUGAAAAAUAGCUCAAUCUACGUCCAGGAUACUCUAGUUUUCAAGUAUGAUCCACCAAACGAAACCACACGUCCUCAUAGUGUCUACUUGCUACCAAACCUUUGGAGCUUCAUAAGCUGCGAUUUUAGCCAGGCCAGGAUGGUGGGAAGUCCAACAGAAGGAGGCGGAGACGGCUUUGAGUUUGUGCUCAAGAUCUGGCAACCCUACUUCUUCGCUUGUGACGAGCACAAUGGUGCUCAUUGUAAGGAUGGCAUGAUGAGGUUCUUUGUCUUCCCCAAAAUUCGCGGUUGGCAUUAGAGUUUGAGAUCAAGCACUCUCAGAAAGUAUGGGAUUCUCUUGUCGAUCUGGGGCGCAAUGAUGCUUGGUCCCUUUUUUUCAUAUUUGACGUUCUAAACUAUUAAUAUGUUACCUUUGAGUUAGCAAAUAACAAGACUUGGCAUAAGGACUUGACCAGUGAUCACACUCGACACUUGUGUUACAUUAAAUAAUAUAUCAAAGUGAGCGAUUUG